Messenger RNA from Theobroma umbraticum, 847 nucleotides. NCBI's taxonomy places the organism in Eukaryota, Viridiplantae, Streptophyta, Magnoliopsida, Malvales, Malvaceae. The record is from RefSeq and is a predicted model, not a curated record.
AAACAUAACCUGCUACCAACAAGUACUGUAUCCAUCUUCACUCUGCUUGGCUUUCUCCUUUCAUUGUGUUGACAAUGGUAGGAGAUGGAAACAGCAUGAACUCUUCACUUCUACCAGGCAGUAGUUCCAGAGGCAAUGAAUGGGACACAAUCUUUUUGGCUUAUGCCCUCAUAUCCUUGCAGUUGCUGCUUGCUGUUGCAUUUGGAACUAACCUUGUUUUCAAUUCUGGGAUCCCUUGCUUUGAGCUGAUCCGCAGCACACCAGGCCUCGCCAUCUGCAUCAUCUCCUUUAUCCUUUGGCUUGUAGUUCAAUGCCCACUUCUUGCCAUUUCCAACCAUUCCCCAUGGAACUUCCUGCUUUUUGCACUAUGGUCUACACUAUUUGUCUUCACCAUCGGGCUUUCUUGUUCCUACCUAGAAGAGAAUGGGAGAACUAUUCUAGUGGCAAUAAUCCUGAUGAGUGUUGUAACAGUUAGUCUGACAGUUUAUGCUCUUUGUGGAGCAAUUGGAGACUUUGAUUUCAGCUUAUCUGCACCUUGUUUUUUGGGUGCAUUCUUGGUACUUUGUCUCUAUGUCACCAUCCCGAUCUUUGGUCCUGCUGCAAAUCUAUCGACAUCAAUAUAUGCUCUCCUGGCUGCACUCCUUUUUGUUGGUCAUACCUACAUUGCUGGAAAUCAAAUGGUCAAGGAUGGUAGAGAUGAUAUUGAAGGGCCAAUUUCUGCUGUACUUUAUUCUUAUUGGCCAUUUUCCUACCACCAGAAACUAGCUCAUGGUUAGAGAAAAGAUGAGAUAAUCAGAAAGACUUGUUCAUGUAAAAUGAGGCCGUACCCAACAAAAAAAUACAAUAA